This is a messenger RNA of Mucor velutinosus, 744 nucleotides long. RefSeq lists its product as uncharacterized. The transcript has 2 exons. Lineage: Eukaryota; Fungi; Mucoromycota; Mucoromycetes; Mucorales; Mucoraceae. Gene Ontology annotation, cellular component: nucleolus. The record is from RefSeq and is a predicted model, not a curated record. Bases 1 to 744 code for a protein of 247 amino acids. Gene Ontology annotation, molecular function: nucleic acid binding.
AUGGGGUUAGCAGGACAGAAGGAAAAGCAGCGCAUCAGUCAAGAUCCCAACAACUUGUUCUGGAGUAAAGAUGAAUCCAAAUUCGGCUUCAGAAUGCUGCAAAAGAUGGGUUGGGCUCCUGGAAAAGGCUUGGGUGUCAAGGAAGAUGGCAAGAAGGAGCAUGUCAAGAUCAAGCUCAAGGACAAUACAUUGGGUGUGGGUGCUACAAAGAAGAACAUUGACAAUUGGCUUGGAAACACAGACGCAUUCUCCAGAUUAUUAGCAGACCUCAACUCUCAAACCGCUUCAGAAGCUAGCAGCGUCAAUGCAUCUGAUGCUGAAGAGUCAGCAGACACAGCUGACAAGGAAGAGCAAGACGAAACAGAAGAAAAGACCAAGAAGAGCAAAAAAGAAAAGAAGAGCAAAAAGAACAAGAAGGAAAAGAAGAGCAAAAAGCGAUCCCGAGAUGAUGAUGAGGGAGAAGAGGAUGUUGACAGUGAAAAGAAGAACAAAAAGAGUAAAAAAAGCAGAAAGGAAAAGAAGAGCAAGGACAAAAAGAAGAGCAAAAAGAGCAAAAAGGAAGAGGCACCAGCACCCGUUGUGCUUCGUAAUGCUGCUCGUGCCAAGUUUUUACGUGCAAAGAGAAUGGCAUCCAGCAGUGGAGAUCAAACACGCUUGAACGAAAUUUUGGGCAUCAAGGCACCAAGUGGAUAUCAAACUGUCGAAACCACAUCCACAACAUUCAUGGCAUCUUUCUCUGUAUAA